This is a messenger RNA of Laetiporus sulphureus 93-53, 1977 nucleotides long. Its product is annotated as SET domain-containing protein. The transcript has 12 exons. The coding region runs from base 173 to 1876 and encodes 567 amino acids. Gene Ontology annotation, cellular component: nucleus. The record is from RefSeq and is a predicted model, not a curated record. NCBI's taxonomy places the organism in Eukaryota, Fungi, Basidiomycota, Agaricomycetes, Polyporales, Laetiporaceae. Gene Ontology annotation, molecular function: histone methyltransferase activity; protein binding; zinc ion binding.
AGCCGUGCGUGUCUGCGCUCUGAUAGAUCCAUUUUUACAUACCUCGUACUCCGUCUCAGCCUACUCGAGUGACAAACUCGGCUCUCGCUGCUGGCCUUGUUUCCAAGAGUCAUCAGCGCCACACCACAACGGCCGGCGAGCUCGUACCAGCCAAUUCCUAGUUUGCUCGUACAUGGCUCGUCGAGAGAUAUGGAAGCCUUCAAGGCGUCCACUAGAGGACUGGGAGAACGACGGCACUGACCGUGAAUGGGAAUUUUCAGGGAUCGUCGGCGAAGAGAUUGACACGUUCGGAGUGAAACGCUAUGAGAUCAAAUGGAAAGACUGGCAGCGCGCCGACGGGACGAACACGACCUGGCAGCGCGACAUGUCUGACAUGUCCGACGUGCAGCGCGAGUGGGACGAGAUGCAAGAAGACAAGCGCCUCGAAGCCGCGAGGAGGAACACGGGAGUCAAGGUGCGCCUCGAGCCGGGGCAGGUGUGGCACGAAGACGCCACGAUCGAGAUGGCACGCGGGUACGAAGAGCAGUAUCGGGAGGCGCUGCGGCGGAACCUCAAGUUGUAUGCGAGAUGGGACAACACCCUGAAGUCGGUCCACUCUGACUCGGACGAUGGUGGUCAGCGCAGGGACGGCGGUGGAGCUGGUGACGAGUCCUCAGACUCUACGGGGUCGCCUCGCCUCCCGAAACGAAAACGACUGAGGCCUUCCUCAGACCGGACAUCGAGUAUGGCAACACAGCCACAGGAGCCCCGGAACAACCCACCGCGCCCAGUCCCUCCCAGCCGGCCCAAACCAACCCCGAGGUUCGUCAGAGAUUCACCCUCCUCCGACGACGACGACGCGAUGGCCGUCGACUUGACCGCACGACCCACGCGACCUCUCCCUCGACGACGACGACAGGUCGUGCGCUCCGACUCUUCCCCGUCUCCACCGCGCACGACGUUCGUGCGCUCCCGAUCUUCCCCAUCUCCACGCCACAUGACGCUCCAGGAGCAAUGGACGCGAAUGGCUGCGCGCGCCGGGGCAGCUGCCAUAUACUUUGUCAAUGAGGUCAAUGCUGAGGAAGUUCCUCCUGGGCUGGACGGGUUCCGGUAUUGUGAGCGGCAUUACAUCAGGGCAGUGGGCGUCCCAGAGCCGGAUGAGCAAUAUCUCUUGAGUUGCGAGUGUGAGUUGUCUUGCGACGCGCAGGUCUGCGGGUGUCAAGAGCUCUCGGAUAUCGUGGACGACUUCGGCGACAAGGUGUUUGCCUAUACAGACCAGAGGCAAUUCAAGGACAAUCUAUCACCGGGCGAGGAAGUCAUCGAGUGCAACAAGAAUUGCAGUUGCGAUCCGAGGUCGUGCCCGAAUCGCGUUGCACAGCAGCCGCGAGAUGUGCCCAUCGAGGUGUUCCGCACAGAGGAGUGCGGCUGGGGCGUGCGAGCGACGUCGGAUCUGCCGAAGGGCAAGGUGCUGGGCAUAUAUACGGGGGAAUUGAUAACGCGCGAAGAGGCCCGCCGGCGCACCGGCCAGAGCAAGUCGUACAUCUUCGACCUCGACGUGCACGAGGCGGACGAUGACAGCGUCGAAGAAGAAUACGCAAAGUACUCUGUGGACUCGUACAGAUGCGGGAACUGGACGCGGUUCAUCAAUCACUCUUGCGAGCCGAAUAUGCGCGUGUACCCCGUCGUAUGGGACACCGUACCAGAGCUCAACCAACCCUAUCUAGCCUUCGUGACGACACAGACCAUCGUCGCGCGAACAGAGCUCACGAUCGACUACGAUCCAAAAGCCACAGAGGAGCAUAGACGGAGCAAAGGCAAAGGGAGGCGCAUAUUGCCUGAAGGUGCGAGGCCGUGCAUAUGCGGCGCGGACAGUUGUCGGGGGUGGAUCACUAUAUGACGGAAAGGAGCUUUCGAUGCUUGGAUUUUGAUAUCUGUUAUGUGCUUUGUGAGCGCUUUCGUUGCUUUGCUGUAAUCGCUAUGUGUCAUUCGCAUCCCGGG